CUCCUCCUCCUCCUCCCGGUGCGGAUGGUCUAGGAGAGAGGUACCAAGUUAGGAAGUAGCAGUCCGGGGAGCAGGAUGGCCCCGUGGUCCGUGUGAGGAUGAGGAACCUUUGGGGCACCUUGGAGAGCUCCUCCCGGAGCCGCCGCCGCCUCGGGCCAGGGCCAGCUGGUCCUCCGGCCUCGGGCUUCAAACUGAGGCUGCGGGCGACGACCGUGGGCGGCGGCCAGGAGGGACCAGGGGCCCGCAGCUGCUGAGCGGAGGAGCCCCCGCUGGAUCCGGGGGAGCGGGGGGCGAUGCUGACCCCUCCCGGACCGAAGAUCGUGGCCGGGGGAUGCGGAUGAGACUAGUCCAUAAUAUGGGUGUCAAUCACUCCCACCGACCCCCCGUAUUCGACGAGAACGAGGACGUUAAUUUUGACCAUUUUCAAAUUCUCCGGGCAAUCGGGAAAGGAAGCUUUGGAAAGGUAUGCAUUGUGCAGAAGAGAGAUACCAAGAAAAUGUAUGCCAUGAAGUACAUGAGCAAGCAGAAGUGCAUUGAGAGAGAUGAAGUGCGGAAUGUUUUCAGAGAACUUCAAAUCAUGCAAGGCUUGGAACACCCUUUCCUAGUUAACUUGUGGUACUCGUUCCAAGAUGAGGAAGAUAUGUUCAUGGUUGUCGAUCUGCUCCUGGGAGGGGACCUGAGGUAUCACCUCCAGCAGAACGUGCAUUUCAGCGAAGGGACGGUCAAGCUCUACAUCUGCGAACUGGCGCUUUCCCUGGAUUACUUACAAAGAUACCACAUAAUCCAUAGGGACAUCAAGCCAGACAACAUAUUGCUGGAUGAGCAUGCCCCAGAGGUGUUCCAGGUGUUUCUGGACGGAGGCCCAGGCUACUCGUUCCCCGUCGAUUGGUGGUCCUUGGGAAUCACAGCCUAUGAAUUGCUCCGUGGCUGGAGACCUUAUGAAAUCCAUUCGACGACCCCAAUCGACGAGGUCCUCAACAUGUUCAAGGUGGAGAGAGUUCAUUACUCCUCGGCCUGGUGUAAGGGGAUGGUGGCCUUGCUGAAAAAGCUCCUCAGCAAAGAUCCCGAGUGUCGUCUCUCCAGCCUGGUGGACAUUCAGAGCUCUCCGUUCUUAGCGGACAUGAACUGGGAUGCGGUGCUGGGGAAGGCGGUGGUUCCUGGCUUUGUUCCAAACAAAGGAAGGCUAAACUGUGACCCUACUUUCGAACUUGAGGAAAUGAUUCUGGAAUCGAAGCCCCUUCAUAAAAAGAAGAAGCGACUUGCUAAAAACAAAUCCAAAGAUGGAGCAAAAGAAAGUUGUACCCUGAAUGGACAUCUGCAGCAGUGCUUGGAAACGGUGAGGAAAGAAUUCAUCAUAUUCAAUAGAGAAAAGCUAAGACAGCAGGAACCAGUCAGCGAGACAUCGCGCGUGGAUGGCAGAGUGCCGAUUCAGAGUCACGCAAAGCUGCAGGAUGGCCGAAACAACAACAUCCUUCUCAGACACGGCUGCACCAGAGGCUGUAGCAGCUAAUUUCACACUUGAUGUGGCUAAACUGUUUGAACGGUCUGUGUCACUAGGACCCAAAAGCCCCUCUCUGUGCAUGUGAUGAUCCCUCUGUGCCCCCCAAAUGUCAGACCUCCCCCCCAACUUCAGACACCAGAGUAAAAACCCACUGCCAAAAAUCUAUGGGUCAACACAGGUCUCGAAUCCACUCACUCCGACAACACCGGUCCCCACUGAGACAGCUUCGGGAAGAAUCGAGUUUCACAGUCCAGCAUCGACACGAUAAAUGUUUGGUGGGUUUGAAUCGCCUACGAGAGGAUCCAUAGAAUCCUGGAACACUUGAAACAUUUGUGUUUGCGAUCUGUCAGGCGGGCAGCUUUUGAACCCCUUACGCUUCCGCGUUCCGUAGUCUUUGUCCUCGGGGUCGUAACGCUAGGCCAUUUUCUGGAAAAUAGUCGACUUUCUGUUCAGUAAAACAAUCUGGCUGGAACCGGGAUUUAGUGAGGUGGCUAAAUACCAUUAGAGCAUUUGCUGUCUGUUUCAUAGACGUGUAUGUAUUUCGUGUAUAUAUGUUUAUGUCUGUAGCGUGUUCCAUCAGCAUCCAUUAACUACCUGAAACCCAUUACCACGGCAUGAAACAUGUUUUGUCCAUAAAUUUUUGCCUUCCUGCUAAUUUGACUUGAAGAUGUUUAUCACAAUAACAAGGGUUCAGAAACUCUUUAAUAGGAAAACCUUGAGGCUCUCAAAAGAGUCAAAUCAGGAUCCCAAUGUUUAUAUUAGGUGGUUUAAUCUGCACAAAAAAUAUCUUGCCUUGAUCCCUGGCUCUGUCUGGGAAUCCAGCUGAUUUUAAUGGAAAGACCUGCCAUGGGGUGCCAGCUGAAAUAUAGUAGCAGGUGUACCCUGAUAUUUUCACUCCCCAAUGUGCUCCAUCCUCCGCUUGAUAAUAAAUGUCUGUCUAUGGUGUUGGCACGUUCUUUGUCUGUUUUCCAGUGUUUGAGAGACGAAUGAGGCUUUUGGUAAAAUUAUAAUACUGUAUCAUUUUCCUUAAAAGACUUUAGUGUAAUGUAUUGUUUUGUACUUUUUUUUUUUGUUUACCAAAAUGAUUUUUAAAAUAAUUCAGCUUUUUUAAACUAUUUGGUUGCCCCAAUCUUCUACUCUUCCCCUCAUAAUUCACCACCAGGUGAAUUUUUACCGACUCCUCGAGCACCGAUACAGUAACCUGGAAUAUACAACCCCUUCUUUCGCAGUGACCUUGUGGGACUGAGGAUGUGUCCUUAGAAGGUCACUGGUACUGUGGUGGAGGUGAUCGAGGUUUUAUGGCCCCUGUAGUAGGGUCAGACUAAAUUCACUGGUUUUC
Tachyglossus aculeatus (Australian echidna) is the source of this 2840-nucleotide messenger RNA. It is a transcript of the gene STK32B, whose product is annotated as serine/threonine kinase 32B. Gene Ontology annotation, biological process: G protein-coupled receptor signaling pathway; regulation of signal transduction; protein phosphorylation. The transcript has 11 exons. NCBI's taxonomy places the organism in Eukaryota, Metazoa, Chordata, Mammalia, Monotremata, Tachyglossidae. Gene Ontology annotation, molecular function: ATP binding; G protein-coupled receptor binding; G protein-coupled receptor kinase activity. The record is from RefSeq and is a predicted model, not a curated record. The coding region runs from base 332 to 1510 and encodes 392 amino acids.